AUGCAGACUACAGGGGCCCUACUCAUUCCCCUGGCUCUGAUCCGCUGUUGUACCACGGGUCUAAUCAGGCCUGUGUCUGCCUCCUUCCUGAGUAGGCCAGAGAUUCCAUCUGAACAGCCUUCCUACAGCAGCUCCCCACUCCGGGUGGCCAGACCCAGACCACAGCUCCAGACCAGUGUCGUCUCCUGGGACAUUGCCACCGCGGCCAAGUUUAUUGGUGCUGGGGUUGCCACAGUGGGUGUGGUUGGUUCAGGGCCUGGAAUAGGGGUGCAUGUAUCCUUUCUGAUUGGCAUUUCUGGUUUCUUGGGAUAUAUUCCUAGUAGUAAGAACCCGUCUUUCAAGCAGCAGCUCUUCUCCUAUGCCAUGCUGGACUUUGCCCUGUCUGAGGCCAUGGGGCUCUUCUGUUUGAUGGUUGCUUUCCUCUUCUUUUGA
Molecule: messenger RNA, 432 nt
Organism: Myotis davidii
Lineage: Eukaryota; Metazoa; Chordata; Mammalia; Chiroptera; Vespertilionidae
Product: ATP synthase F(0) complex subunit C1, mitochondrial
Exons: 2
Coding region: 1-432 (143 amino acids)
Biological process (GO): proton motive force-driven ATP synthesis
Molecular function (GO): proton transmembrane transporter activity
Source: RefSeq, a predicted model, not a curated record